AUGGAGAGUGUGGAUCUAGUCGUGGUUGGCGCAGGUUGGAGCGGGCUCGCCGCGAUUAAAACCUACCUAGAGGUCAACCCAGAUAGCAACGUUCUUCUGUUGGAUGCUGCUAGCUCCGUGGGUGGAGUAUGGGCUAAGGACCGCCUGUAUAAGGGCCUGAAGUCAAAUAACAUGCUAGGAACUUACGAGUUCAGCGACUUUCCCAUGGACGAGGCUAAAUUUGGUGUUCAUACCGGUCAGCAUAUUCCUGGUGCGACUCUUCAGCGAUACCUAGAGGCAUAUACCGAGCGAUUCAACUUGAUUGACCGCAUCAGAUUGAAUCAUCGCGUCGAAAGUGCCAAACAUAAUCUGGAUGGAACAUGGCAGCUGACUGUAUCGCAUGCGAAUACUUUACUGGUCAUCGACACGAAAAAAUUGAUUGUGGCAACGGGUGUCACCUCCCAGGCAUACUUGCCGAAUUUUAAGGGACAGGAAUCCUUUGGUGCACCGCUGUUCCAUUGCCGCAGCCUGCAUCAGUUCGAGGGUGAGGUACUGCGGGCUGGAGAGCGGGUGACUAUAUUUGGCGGCACAAAGUCGGCAUGGGAUGCAGCAUACGCCUGUGCGACUUCGGGGAUGAAGGUGGAUUGGGUCAUUCGAGAAUCUGGACAUGGUCCAAUUUGGAUGGCACCACCGUAUGUGACACCGCUGAAGAAGUGGUUAGAGAAGCUAGUAACCACACGGUUUUUGACCUGGUUCAGCCCCUGCAUCUGGGGAGAUGCCGAUGGGUUUACGCGUAUGCGGAACUUCCUGCACGGAUCAUGGCUUGGCCGCAAAAUUGUCGAUGCUUUCUGGUCGGUCUUGGCUGACGACAUGGUACAGCUGAAUGGAUAUGAUAAGAAUCCUGAGAUGCAGAAGUUAAAGCCAUGGGUGAGCCCGUUCUGGAUUGGCUCAUCACUUAGCAUUCUUAAUUACCCUACCGACUUUUUCGAUCUUGUCAAGGAUGGUACCAUAAAAGUACAUAUCGCCGAUUUAGAUCGAUUAUCAGACCAUACAGUUCACCUAUCGACGGGGGAGGAGUUGCAGAGUUCUGCUUUGAUCUGCGCCACUGGCUGGCGUUCCACGCCUAAUCUGAAAUUUCUUCCGGAGGGUAUCGACUCUGAGCUGGGGUUUCCAUGGAGCACAGACCCUCUUAGCAAUGCCAUGAUAAAUGAAGCAGACGAGGCGAUUUUGCGCCGAUUUCCUCGCCUGCAAGACCAACCAAACCCUAAUCCAAAGUUUCAGCCACUUAAUGCGGAAUCAGAAGCCGCAGUGCCGCAUCCAUUCCGACUUGCACGAUUUAUGGUGCCACUUUCAGUCUUCAACGAUCGAUCUCUUGCCUUUAUGGGUAUCACAAUGACUAUAAACACUGCAUUAGUCGCGCAGACGCAAGCACUAUGGAUUUCUGCCUAUUUUGGAGACCAAUUGACAUUAAAAACUAAUGAGCGCUGCCCACUUGCAGUGCGUGCCGCUUCAGAUGUCAAAUUGGAAGAUGACGACUCAGCUCUUGACCUAGCGUGGGAGACAACUCUACACUCGCAGUUUGGCAAAUAUCGCUAUCCAGCAGGUUUUGGUCACAGAAAUCCAGAUUUCGUCUUCGAUGCCAUUCCGUACCUUGAUCUGAUGAUGCGUGAUUUGGGUCUACCAAUUGAACGGAAGAAAGGUCUGCUGGCACAGUGUUUCCAUCCGUAUGGCCCUGGGGAUUAUCGAGGGCUAGUUACGGAGUGGAAGGCAAAGCGGCCAUUCCAACAGCGAUGUGUUGAUUAA
Penicillium taxi is the source of this 1782-nucleotide messenger RNA. RefSeq lists its product as uncharacterized. NCBI's taxonomy places the organism in Eukaryota, Fungi, Ascomycota, Eurotiomycetes, Eurotiales, Aspergillaceae. The coding region runs from base 1 to 1782 and encodes 593 amino acids. The transcript is spliced from 2 exons. The record is from RefSeq and is a predicted model, not a curated record.